Peronospora matthiolae is the source of this 249-nucleotide messenger RNA. NCBI's taxonomy places the organism in Eukaryota, Oomycota, Peronosporomycetes, Peronosporales, Peronosporaceae. The record is from the annotation of a GenBank genome assembly.
AUGACGUACGGCGUUUGCCGUAUAAGCCGCGGUCGCUGCGAGGUCCCCCGCGACAUGAAGAAAGGCUGGCUCGCAGGCGACAGCGGGCGUUUACGACUUUUGGGCCCUGGUCCGGUCGUAAAGGCGACAGCGUUCGACGCGGCAGAUCAGAGGGAACCCCACUCUGGAGACGGCCGGUGUCUCGGGCAGCAAGCAAAUAGCUUCCUGCUCUCCACGAUUGUGGCAGGUGUGUUACCCACAUGCACAUGA